Molecule: messenger RNA, 1302 nt
Organism: Lepus europaeus (European hare)
Lineage: Eukaryota; Metazoa; Chordata; Mammalia; Lagomorpha; Leporidae
Gene: PLLP
Product: plasmolipin
Exons: 4
Coding region: 95-643 (182 amino acids)
Biological process (GO): myelination
Cellular component (GO): membrane
Molecular function (GO): structural constituent of myelin sheath
Source: RefSeq, a predicted model, not a curated record
GCCACCGCCGGACGAGCGGCGCGGGAGCCGGCUGCCGCGGCGGGAGGAGCGGCGACGGCAGCCGGAGCCACCUCGGGAGGCGAGCGGAGCCGCCAUGGCCGAGUUCCCGUCCAAAGUGAGCACGCGGACCAGCAGCCCCGCGCAGGGCGCCGGCGCCUCGGCCUGGGCGCUGCGCCCGGACCUGGGCUUCGUGCGCUCCAGCCUCGGCGCGCUCAUGCUGCUGCAGCUGGUGCUGGGGCUGCUGGUGUGGGCCCUCAUUGCUGACACCCCAUACCACCUGUACCCGGCCUACGGCUGGGUGAUGUUCGUCGCAGUCUUCCUCUGGCUGGUGACAAUCGUCGUCUUCAUCUUCUACCUGCUUCAGCUGCACCUGAAGUGGUACACGGUGCCCUGGCCGCUGGUGCUGAUGGUCUUUAACGCCAGCGCCACCGUGCUCUACAUCACCGCCUUCAUCACCUGCUCCGCUGUGGUGGACCUGACGUCCCUGAAGGGCAGCCGGCCCUACAACCAGCGAGCGGCUGCCUCUUUCUUUGCCUGUCUAGUGAUGAUUGCCUACGGGGUGAGCACGUUCUUCAGCUUCCAGGCGUGGCGUGGCGUGGGCAGCAACGCGGCCACCAGUCAGAUGGCCGGGGGCUACGCCUGAAGCCCGCGUCCUGGCCUGUCCUGGGGCGAAGCUGCUGCUGGGUCACAGUGUUCCGGGACGCAAGCUCUCACAAGACUCCUGAGAAAACUCCUGAGGCCUGAGCGGCACCUGCGUGGGGAUGGGGCCACCUGGCCUUGCCCCUCUCAGCAGGAGGGGAUGGGGGGUGGGGCUCUCCUGGUCUCUGCCGCCUUUGCCCUGCAGUGUCUGCAGUGGGGCCCAGCCUUCUCCCCGGCACUAACUGCACUAACAGACGCCAGGCCUGCCACAGGAUUAGCCUAACCAGCAGCUCCUAGUGCUCAGCCCGUUCCGGGAGGGCUGAGCAGGCGCACGGCACCCGCAGAGCCCUCUAGCCCAGCACAGGCUGCGCUUCCCGGCAGCCGUGGCAUCCCUCUGCGUUCUGCACACGUCACUCAGACUUCUCCAAGACGGAACCCCUCCGGUUUCCUUCCCGUUCCCAAGCCCUUAUUUAUAACACUCCCUUUGGGAAGGCUAGCGUGAAAGCCAACUGCUUCUCCAACACCACUGGUCGGCCACAGGAGACAUGGAGGGAGGGACUGCGGCCGUGUGGGUGAGCCGGCCUGCGCUAGGUGGUGACUUCGUUGUCUUUGUUUCUUUUCUCUCUUUUCUUUUUUUACAAAAAUAAAGAUGGGAGAACUUAC